Phyllostomus hastatus (greater spear-nosed bat) is the source of this 2405-nucleotide messenger RNA. It is a transcript of the gene RAB36, whose product is annotated as RAB36, member RAS oncogene family. Gene Ontology annotation, molecular function: GTPase activity; GTP binding. The transcript has 11 exons. The record is from RefSeq and is a predicted model, not a curated record. Lineage: Eukaryota; Metazoa; Chordata; Mammalia; Chiroptera; Phyllostomidae. The coding region runs from base 170 to 1057 and encodes 295 amino acids.
ACAGCCUUUCCUAGCGCCCCCAGCUCCCUCUAGGGCCAGGCUCUGGUUGCUAUGGUGAUGGCUCAGGCAGGCCGCCACGGGACUCUUUCUGCUGCGAGCCCCGCCCGGACCCAGCCCCCUACUUCCAGGAUUCGUCAAUGCCCUCCAGUCCCGCGUGGCCCUCGUUGCCAUGGUGAUUGCUGCAGCGAACCCAAUCAGACCUUGUGGUGCAGAACCCAGAGCCUCCGCAGCCGCUGCGGAGCUCUCUGGAAGGAUGAGGUCCUCCCUGCUGCCUCUGGGGCCCCCUGUGAGCCGAGACCGCAUCAUCGCCAGCUUCCCUAAGUGGUACACGCCUGACGCCUGCCUGCAGCUCAAGGAGCACUUCCACAGGCAGGUCCAUGCCGCCUGCCAGCGCCGGAGCACAGGGACCGUCGGGCUCAGCCUCUCCAAGGUGGUGGUGGUCGGUGACCUCUACGUGGGCAAGACCAGCCUCAUCCACAGGUUUUGCAAGAAUGUUUUUGACUGCGACUACAAGGCCACCAUCGGAGUGGACUUUGAAAUCGAGCGCUUUGAGAUUGCCGGGAUCCCCUACAGCCUCCAGAUCUGGGACACAGCAGGGCAAGAGAAGUUCAAGUGCAUCGCAUCUGCCUACUACCGGGGUGCCCAGGUGAUCAUCACGGCCUUUGACCUCACUGAUGUGCAGACUCUGGAACAUACCAGGCAGUGGCUGGAGGAUGCGCUGAGAGAGAACGAGCCAGGCUCCUGCUUUGUAUUCCUCGUGGGAACCAAGAAGGACCUUCUGUCAAGGGCAGCGUGUGAGCAGGCGGAAGUGGAGGCUGUGCACCUGGCCAAGGAGAUGCAGGCUGAGUACUGGUCGGUGUCGGCUAAGACAGGGGAGAACGUGAAGGCCUUCUUCAGCCGCGUGGCCACCCUGGCGUUUGAGCAGUCGGUGCUGCAACACCUGGAGAGGAGGAGUGGCUCCCAGCCCCAGGUCGGCGAUGGAGACUUCAUCCAUAUGGAGGGAAGUCCGUCCGAGAACCAGGAGAGCAAGAGGCCCUCCGGCCUGGGUUGCUGUUAGCUGGGGAUGGUGGCAGAGGCCUUUGUCCCCCACAAGUGCACGGGCAGUGCCUUCUGCGCUGUGGAGGGGCGACGUGAAGCCUGCGCUCUGCGAUGUGCCUGCCCGCCUGCCGCUGCAGCGCUCAGCUGCUUCUCUGGAGCAGGUCGGGAGCCGGGAAAGGCCCUCACCUCCCACUGAGGGCCUCCACACUGCCCAGCACCUGGGGGCCAGUGGUGAGAUCUGGAAAGCCGUCUCAUCUCCGGUCACCAAUCCACCUGGCCUCGAGAGGCCUCGUACUGUGGACAGAGGACACUUGUGCCCCACAGCCCGCAUGCCUGGCCCACAGUGCUCGUCAGCACUCCGCCCAGGUGCUCUUCCUCAGCUUUUCUGCGUCAGCUUCCAGCGCCUUCUGAUCUCAGUGGUCUAGGUGUGCAGGACUUGUCAGAGUCGGCACUCACCUGCCUUCCCCGCCCUGGACUUGGAUGUUUGCAACAGGACCCGCAGUUCUGGUCUCCCUGUCUGCUGGCCCUCUGCCACAGUCUCGCAGGGCCCCUGGGUAGCCUUGCCUCUCUGCAGGAGGGUGGGUGAGAAGGCCUCUCUGGCCCCUUCUGGUCAAGGGUCCAUCUCCGCUACUCCUUGAUCCUUGGGGUCCUGCGCUCCAGUCAGUGGGCAAGGACCAGCAGAACAGGCCACUCAGACUCCUCUGGCCCACCUAGACAGUGAAUUUCUCCAACCGAGCUACAGGAAAAAGACUGCCCAGCUGCCCCUGGGGUGACUCACUGCGACCCCCGCUGAGCAUGGCACUGCCCUGCUCUGCCUCUGGCAGCAGUCCCCCAAACUCUGCUGGGCGAGUGCCCACUGUCGCCCUCACUGCCCCUCUCUCCCACCAGCCUGGGAAUAAGGAAGUGCUGGGCUCGCCCCUCAGGACCUUUGUGAUUGCGUCGCCAUGUCCUUGGAGGACACAAGGCCCUGCAGAGUCGAGCAUGCUCCUGUCUCCAUCAGCCCUCCUGCACACCCAGACAGGCUGGAACAGCACGGCCCUGGGGUGCCCUGUCCUCUGCAUGCCCUCCUGUUGUCCCUCCAUGGGGGCCAUUGACUGCCCCUCUCCCCCCUCACACUCCCACAUCCCUAGGUGUGUGCCCACUCAUCCCUGCCCACCUUGCGCCGUGGGCAGGCAGGCACGUGUGGACACACCUCACCUGCUUCUCGCAGAUGGCCAGCGUUCUGCGGGCAGCCACUCUGGUCGGUGCUGUCGCCCAGUGCCUGGGACAGUGCCUGGCACACCACAGGUGCUCACCGCCACUGCCAGACAUCAGUGGGGGAGGACACUGGCAUUUUUUUUCUGUUUAUUCCCCCUUUGCCAUGUACU